Messenger RNA from Polistes canadensis, 4549 nucleotides. Its product is annotated as multidrug resistance-associated protein 4-like. Lineage: Eukaryota; Metazoa; Arthropoda; Insecta; Hymenoptera; Vespidae. Gene Ontology annotation, biological process: transmembrane transport. The transcript has 18 exons. Gene Ontology annotation, cellular component: membrane. Gene Ontology annotation, molecular function: ATP binding; ABC-type transporter activity; ATP hydrolysis activity. The record is from RefSeq and is a predicted model, not a curated record. The coding region runs from base 404 to 4474 and encodes 1356 amino acids.
AAAAGAUCUAAGAGUACGUAGUAGGACUAUGAUGACUACUACUAUACUGUAACUUUUGUUAGAUACUAUACUAUACAACGCAUUUACGCAAUAAAAUCGCGUGUGACGCGUAUUUUGCACACGUGCUUUGUGAUCUUGUAAGAUUAAUGUUAACUUUGAUAUGACUAUCAUCUCUUCGUGUCAUAUCUUUAGAUAUAUUCCUUUUGUCGAAUCAUAUCCUUCAUUAUGAUCUAUUAAAUUUUAUAAGGUACUCGGGUAAUAUUGUGCCAUCGUCGUUUAAAAGUGUAAUAAAACUAUUGGCAACAUUAAUUAUAAUCAUGUACCGAUUUAGAUGAUAUUCAAAGUUUUUUCAUAAUUUUAUGUUCACGUUAAAUAAUUAUAAUUUUAUACAAAAUUUUCAAAAAUGGAUAGCAGUAAAAAAUAUGAUAAUCCAAGUCCACGUACGAAAGCUAAUAUAUUUAGCAUACUAAUUUUUUGGUGGUUAAAACCAUUAUUUUUACAUGGAAAAGAUCACGAUUUGGAAGUAAAAGACCUUUACAAUGCACGGCCUACUGAUAUUAGUGAAUUAUUAGGAAAUAAAUUAGAAAGAAACUGGAUGGAAGAAUUAAAAACUGCAAAAGCGGCUGGUAGAAAACCAAAGUUAUAUACAGCUUUAAGAAAAACGUUUUUUUCAUCGUUUGCUUUUUAUGGUGGAUGGACUUUGCUUAUAAGUUUAGUUUCAAGAGUUUUACAGCCGUAUACAUUAGGAUUGUUGAUAUGGCAUUUUGAUCCUAGAGCAACAUCAACUGUAACAGAAGCAUAUUUGUAUGCUACUGCUGUUAUAGUUUUGAUAACGUUAACGGCAUUAAUUCAUCACCAUACUCAAUUAGGUUCAAUGGAAAUUGGCAUGAGAAUGAGAGUAGCGUGUUCAUCUCUAGUUUAUAGAAAAAUUUUACGAUUAUCUCAAGGUACUACUAGUACUACAACUUCGGGACAAAUAAUCAAUUUAUUAUCAAACGAUGUAUCAAGAUUCGAACAAUUAUUUAUAUAUUUACAUUACAUUUGGAUUAUGCCAUUGCAAGGUGCCUUAAUCGCAUUUUUAAUUUGGGAAAGUGUCGGUAUAGCUUCUUUAGCUGGUGUUUUUCUUAUAACAAUUCAAACAAUUCCUGUUCAAGGAUAUAUGAGCAAAUGGACAGCUAGCUUAAGGCUAAAAAUAGCGGUAAGAACCGAUGAAAGAGUUCGUUUGAUGUCGGAAAUUAUAAGAGGAAUUCAAAUAAUAAAAAUGUAUACAUGGGAGAAACCAUUCGAAAAACUAGUUAGUCUAUCAAGAAGUUAUGAAAUUGAUGUACUUACAUUAACAUCGUACUUAAGGGGAUUUACUUUAGCUACGUUUGUAUUUACCGAGCGAACAACGUUGUACUUUACAAUCAUGGCAUAUGUACUUCUUGGAAACAAUAUAUCUGCUGAUAAAGUAUUUUCAAUGGCUCAGUACUUUAAUAUUCUACAAGCUACUAUGGCUAUAUUUUAUCCUAUAGCAGUGUCGUCUGCUGCUGAAGCUUUAGUAUCAAUAAAAAGAUUACAGAACUUUCUGCUAUUGGAAGAGAAUGUACCUUUAAUUCACACAUUGCCGAAAGAUGAAAAAAACAAUAUUAUUUUGAAAGACAUUACUGCUUCAUGGACUGAUUCUACUAUUGUAAACACUCUUCAUGGUAUUAAUACUUAUAUGGGAUUCGGCAAACUUUAUGCUUUAGUUGGCCCAGUUGGGGCAGGAAAGAGUUCAUUUCUUCAGUUAAUUUUAGGAGAAUUAAAAAUAUCUCAUGGUCAAAUAUAUGUUAAAGGCAGUAUAUCGUAUGCAAGUCAAGAAUCUUGGUUAUUUUCUAGUACUGUGAGAAAUAAUAUUUUAUUUGGACAACCGUAUGAUCAAAAAAAAUACCAAAAAGUAAUCAAAGCGUGCGCUUUGCUCAAAGAUUUUGAACAAUUUCCACAUGGUGAUAAGACAUUAGUUGGAGAUAGAGGUGCCGCACUUAGUGGAGGACAACGUGCAAGAAUUAAUUUAGCUAGAGCAGUAUACAGAGAUGCUGAUAUAUAUCUUUUGGAUGAUCCUUUAUCUGCAGUAGACGUACACGUUGGUAAACAUUUAUUUGAUGAAUGUAUAAAUGGAUAUUUGAAAAAUAAAACGAGAAUUCUCGCAACGCAUCAAAUACAGUACUUAAAAGACUGUGAUCACAUAAUUAUACUUAAUAAUGGUUACAUGGAGAUUGAAGGAACGUUUGCAGAUAUUCAAACGAAGAAAAUUGAUUUUUUGAAAUUAUUAGUAAAUGAUGAAUCAAAGGAAAAAGCAUUAGUUAAAGAAAACAGUAUAGAAUCGGCCUCAGAUGUGUUAUCUAAUACUAAUACUGUAGAAAAUGAAGAUGAUGUUGAACCUCAAGAAACAGAAGAAUUAAUGGCUAAAGGAAGCAUAUCUAAAGCUGUUUACUGGAAAUAUUUUAGAGCUGGAGCAUCUAUUUUUGUAAUGAUUGCCUUUUUUCUGUCAAUGAUAUUGGGAUUAAUAGGAAGCAGCGGCAGCGAUUAUUGGGUUGCCUAUUGGACAAAUCAAGAAGAAAUGAAAUUAAAGCAAGAACAAAAUCGUGCGUUCUUUGUUGAUAAUUCUAAUAAAUCUAUAUUAACAGAUGGAGAUGUAAAUUCUACAGAUUCUACGAUCAGAAAUGAUACGAUCAAUAAUAAUAUUACGCAUAUAGUUUUCAAUGAUUUUAUAACGAUGCAGAAUCUAACAACUGAGAAUACGACAAACUUGGAUGAAAUGUUUACCGAAUCAUACGGCCUCGAUGUUACUACCGCUUUAUGGGUUUAUGGAGGUUUAAUCACCUUAAGCAUAGUAAUGACUUCUAUGAGAAAUCUCUUAUUUUAUAAAGCAUGCAUGACAGCUAGCAAAAAUCUACAUAAUAUGAUGUUCUCCUGUUUACUUAAAGCACCUAUGCUAUUUUUUAAUACAAAUCCGUUUGGUCGUAUCCUCAAUCGUUUUUCAAAGGAUAUCGGUGCUGUUGAUGAAAUCUUACCAAGAACUAUGAUAGAAUCUAUUCAGAUUUUUACAGUAAUGACAGGAAUUUUAGCUCAAGUUAUAAUCAUUAAUUGGUGGUCUAUUAUUCCUAUGCUCAUAAUGGGUUUUCUAUGCUGGAAAAUAAGAAAUAUUUAUCUUGCAACUGCACAAAAUUUGAAACGUCUUGAAGGCACUACUAAAAGUCCAGUCUUCUCUCACGUCAAUUCAUCUUUAGUUGGAUUAAGCACAAUUCGUUCAACCAAUGCACAAGAAAUGUUAUCUAAAGAAUUUGAUUCGCAUCAAGAUCUACACACUGGUGCAUACUCUUUGUCAAUUACAACUGCCACAACUUUCGGUCUGGCACUUGAUGCAGUAUCUGUUUUGUUUGUGGCUUUUGUUACAUAUAGUUUCAUUAUUUUGAAUAAUGGCAAUACUUUUGCUGGCAAUGUAGGUCUAGCUAUAUCACAGGUUCUUAUUUUAUGUGGAAUGUUACAACAUGGUAUGCGACAAACUGCAGAAGCGAUAGCACAAAUGACUAGUGUAGAAAGAGUAUUACAAUUUACACAGCUCGACGAAGAAGGUCCAUUUACAAGUGAUCCAAAUAACAAACCAUCACAGGAAUGGCCCAAUAAAGGCGAGAUUAAGUUUGAUCAUGUGUACUUGCAAUAUUCUAAUAGCGAUCCACCAGUUUUGAAAAACUUAAAUUUUAUUAUACAACCUGCAAUGAAGGUUGGCAUAGUUGGACGUACUGGUGCUGGUAAAUCUUCAUUAAUUUCAGCCUUAUUUCGUCUGUCUGAAUUCAAUGGUGCAAUUUACAUAGAUGGAAUUAAAAUUAAUAAGAUUGGCUUACACGAUCUUCGAAAUAAGAUUUCUAUUAUUCCUCAAGAUCCAGUACUUUUUUCUGCAACAUUGCGAGACAAUCUAGAUCCCUUUAAUAAACAUGACGAUGUUGCUUUAUGGACUACACUGGAGGAAGUAGAAUUAAAAAGUGCAUUUAUUUCUUUGGACCAUCAAAUUAGUGAAAGCGGUAGCAAUCUUAGUGCAGGGCAAAGGCAGCUGCUUUGUCUUGCGCGUGCUAUUAUAGAAAAUAAUAAAAUUUUAAUUCUUGAUGAAGCUACAGCGAAUGUCGAUCCUGCAACAGACACAUUAAUACAAAGUACAAUUAGAAAAAAGUUUAAAAAUUGCACAGUAUUGACAAUAGCUCAUAGAUUAAAUACUAUAAUGGAUAGCGAUAGAAUAUUGUUGCUGGAUCAUGGUGAAAUACUUGAAUUUGAUCAUCCAUAUACUUUAUUAAAGAACGAGCAAAGUUAUUUUUAUAAAAUGGCUAAAGAAACUGGUGAUCACAUAAUGGAACAAUUUCAAAUCAUAAGCAAACAGGCCUAUGAUAAUAGUAAAUUCGAUAUAUCUACAGAAAUGAAAAUACAGGAGAAUGGAAAUUCUAAUGGUAUAAAACAGUAAUUACUUGGUACAAUGAUGAUAUAUGCAUGUUUGUGUAUUCUUUUAUAAUCAAAAAUAAAUAAAAAUAUGCACAUA